AGGCUGCGGCGGUGGCUACCGGGCCGUUGGGGAGGGGCCAGUGGGGGAGUGAGACGGCGCAGUGACAGGACCGCCGAGUGUGCUGCUGAGGCGACGAUGGCGGAGGGGCCGGAGAAAGCCCGAGGCCGCCCUCCCGGGCAGGACGACGGCGGAGGGGACCACGAGCCCAUUCCUUCCCGAAGAGGCCUUCCCGCCGCCGCCCCACGGCCCCGGGACGGGCCGCAGGCCGAACCCCAGGCUCCGGGCCGGCCCCCAGCCCCGGGCCUCGCUCCCCCCGCGGCCGCCGCCGAGGAGUCGGAGCCGCCGCGCGAGCCCGAGAACGGCAGGGAGGCGGGCUCUGGCUCCGGCCCCGCUGCGGGCCUGCAGGCGCCGACAGGCUGCGAGGCGCCCGAGGCGGCGGCGCCGCGGGAGAAGCCGGCGCGGCUGAGCGCCCGCGAGUACUCCCGGCAGGUGCACGAGUGGCUGUGGCAGUCCUACUGCGGCUACCUCACCUGGCACAGCGGCCUGGCCGCCUUCCCCGCCUACUGCAGCCCCCAGCCGCCCGCGCCCAGCUACCUCGCGGGCGCCGCAGCUGCUCCGGCCGCCGGGCCGCCGCCCCUGCAGCUGGGCUAUUACAGCCCCUUCUACUUCCUGAGCGCCGCGGCCGCCGGGCCCGAGCCGCCGGCCUCCGCCGGCCUCACCGCCUCGGCCCCGGUCGCCGGCCCGGGAGCCCGCGCGCCUCACGUGCAGCCGCCGGCCCGGGCAACCACCGCGACGAGGGUAGGACCCGCCGCCGCCUCGCGAGUCCCGAGCGAGACCGGGCGGCAGGCAGGUAGAGAGUAUGUUAUUCCAUCCUUGGCCCACAGAUUCAUGGCAGAGAUGGUGGAUUUCUUUAUUCUCUUCUUUAUAAAAGCAACCAUUGUCUUAAGCAUUAUGCACCUUAGUGGAAUAAAGGAUAUCUCUAAGUUUGCUAUGCAUUAUAUAAUAGAAGAAAUAGAUGAAGACACAUCAAUGGAAGACUUGCAGAAAAUGAUGGUUGUGGCGCUUAUAUACCGAUUAUUAGUUUGUUUUUAUGAGAUAAUUUGCAUUUGGGGAGCAGGUGGAGCCACCCCAGGGAAGUUCCUGCUAGGGCUUCGAGUUGUGACAUGUGAUACAUCAGUGCUUAUUGCACCAAGUCGGGUUUUAGUGAUUCCUUCCUCCAAUGUUAGCAUUACAACGUCCACUAUACGAGCUUUGAUCAAGAAUUUUUCUAUUGCUUCUUUUUUCCCUGCUUUCAUCACACUGCUGUUUUUUCAGCAUAAUCGAACAGCCUAUGACAUUGUAGCAGGAACCAUUGUGGUAAAAAGAAAUGGGGUCAGAUGAUGCCCCAAAAAACCCUGAAUUCCAUACUCUCUGGAAUAAUGACAAGACUAAAUUAUAUAUCAAGACCAUCAGUAUCCCUGGGUUACAUUAACUGAUGAUUUAGAAGUUAAAGCAGCUGCUCCAUUGUGAUGCAG
This is a messenger RNA of Kogia breviceps (pygmy sperm whale), 1475 nucleotides long. RefSeq names its product family with sequence similarity 8 member A1 (gene FAM8A1). NCBI's taxonomy places the organism in Eukaryota, Metazoa, Chordata, Mammalia, Artiodactyla, Physeteridae. The record is from RefSeq and is a predicted model, not a curated record.